Molecule: messenger RNA, 1532 nt
Organism: Musa acuminata AAA Group (dessert banana)
Lineage: Eukaryota; Viridiplantae; Streptophyta; Magnoliopsida; Zingiberales; Musaceae
Product: GDSL esterase/lipase At5g55050-like
Exons: 5
Coding region: 187-1281 (364 amino acids)
Molecular function (GO): hydrolase activity, acting on ester bonds
Source: RefSeq, a predicted model, not a curated record
AGACACCACCUUCAAAGCCACUACUGUCGUCCCACUCUACUUUAGUUUUGUCCAUAUUGCCUUGCUUUGCUCAAAGGUACUGAAUCACCGUGUCCUUCAUGGCCCAGCCAAAAAGUCUAUAGAAGAGCCACUCCUUUGAUCGGUGGCAACUCCAAGCGCUUGGAGAUCAGCCAUCUGGCUUUCACCAUGAAAGUUCCUCCUUUCCCACUUCACCUCCUCCAUCUCCUGCCGGUUGCUGCUGCGCUUGCAUUUGCAGGAUCUGAAGCUGCCAAGGUUCCGGCGAUCUACGUCUUCGGUGACUCGACGGCCGACGUCGGCAACAACAACUACUUGCCGGGGAGCAACGCCAAGGCCAACUUCCCCCACAACGGCGUCGACUUCCCUUUCUCGAGGCCCACAGGGAGGUUCAGCAAUGGCUACAAUGGUAUUGACUUCUUAGCCAACCAUAUGGGCUUCAGGAGGAGCCCUCCACCAUUCCUCUCCCUUACAAAUAAGACCAAUCACCAAAUCUUGAGAGGACUAAAAGGUGUAAAUUUUGCUUCGGGAGGAUCAGGAAUUCUGGACUCGACUGGAAGCACCAUUACCAUGACAAAGCAAAUUCAAUAUUUCUCUACGAUACGAUCGAAUAUUGUGGCACAAAUUGCUUCUGAGCCUACGUAUCGUUUGCUGUCUAAAUCUAUCUUCCUUAUCAGCAGCGGUGGCAAUGACAUAUUUGCCUAUUUUACGAAAAACAGCUCUCCGAAUGCUACCGAGAAAGUUCGAUUUAUUGGUGCUCUUGUCUCGGAGUAUGAGAACCAUCUAAAGGCAUUGUAUGUUCUCGGAGCAAGGAAAUUUGGGAUAGUUGAUGUCCCACCGAUCGGAUGCUGCCCAUAUCCAAGAAGCCUAAAUCCUACAGGUGACUGCCUGGACAUCUUGAAUGAAAUGUCUGUGGGGUUCAACGAAGCUGUGAAGUUGCUGAUGCACAGACUUAGCUCAACAUUGAAAGGGAUGAAGUACUCUGUUGGAAGUUCUUAUGCGGUGGUGUCUGGCAUAAUAAGAAACCCUGCAGCACUUGGUUACAAGGAGAUCAAAACUGCAUGCUGUGGAGCCGGAAAAUUUAAUGGCGAAUCAGGAUGCACCCCAAAUGCUACCUACUGCUCCGAACGCCAUCGUUACCUGUUCUGGGACCUCUUGCAUCCAACACAUGCAACAUCCAAGCUUGCAGGAGUGGCCAUCUACUAUGGAUCUCAACGAUUUGCCAGUCCAAUCAAUUUUAGGCAGUUGGUGGUGGAUGUGAAUUAAGAAUCACCUCUGUGAAUUAAACUAGCUGCAAAUGUGAGAUCCUGCAAAGCACAUUAUAUAGCUUUACAAGUUCCAAAAAGAACACUGUGAGACCUUGUUUAAGUUUGUGAUGCAAACAGGGAUUCCAUGAUCUGAUGUAUAGCCAGCUUAAGUAGCUUUGUAUGGACAAUGUGCUGCCAAAUUAUAGAUGAUGUUAUAUUUGAGUUGGAAGGUUGUGAACUAUACUGAAAUGAGACAUGCAGUUGCUUUCA